CUUGAGACGCCUCUUUUUCUAACUUUACACGGCUUCCUGAAGUAAAGGUUGAGGGCUUGGUGAGGGGGAUCGGGCUUCUGUGUCUUGACGUGAGGUUGGGCAGGAGGCAGUCAAAUACAGUUCUGGACGGCGAUCGGCUGCGCGGACAGCGGGGCAGGGACGGUUUGGGAGAGGUUGGGAAUGGGGCGCAGACUUCCGGGUGGAGGCUGUGGUGAGCCUACUUUGGGCCGCUCAGUUCAAUCAUUAAAGCGGUCGGGUCGCCACAAUUGAAUUUCGCUCAUUGAGUUUAAUUGGACGCCAUCGUGUCUGACAUUCACGGGUCUGAGAUUCUUAGCCAAGCACUAGAGAGCGGCUUUGAAAGAAACGGGCUUUGAUUUUAUGGGGAUCACGCCCCGCGUUCCUCAAGACUUUGUUGAGUAAAAUACCCCCUUUGGAGGUAGUCGUUUGGAGGACAGCUCUUUUUAUGACCGAGUUUCCAUUUGCUGUUAACCACUUUGAAAUUAUUCGAUUGGAGUUUUUACUGCGCCCAGAUCAGCUCCCUUUUCAAAUUGCUGUUUUGUGGAUAAAAUUUGCAUGAGAUGGAAGAUUUUCGAGGUAUAGCUGACGAGUCAUUUCCAAGCUUUUUAACCAAUUCAUUACUUGGUAACAGUGGGAUUUUGGAAAAUGUCACGUUUUCUUCAAAUCUUGGCUUGCCUGUUGCUGUUUCAACACUUGCUAGAAAUAGAGCCAGCACUGAUAAUAGGUAUUCUGAUAUCCAGGCAUCUUAUUUAGGAGAAGGGAGGUUUUCAGUUCCAUCUGAGUCAUCUCCCAGUAGCCAGAGUGAAGCUGAACCAAGAGCAAAGUUACAGCUUAGCUUCCAGGAUGAUGAUUCUGUCUCUAGGAGAAAGAACCACAUAGAAAGUCAACAUUUGUCGGAUACUGUCCUCAAAGAGUCGACUUUUCCCAGCGAUAUAGCAAAAACAGAAGAGAAGGAGACUAAAACUGCAGAGUCCUUUCAGAGUCAAGAUCCUUGUGUUAGGAUUUUACCACUGGAACAAGUACAAGACUCAUCUGUUGGUUUUCGUUUACAAUCAUGGAUGAAUAAUAAGGAGAACAAGAUUGCUCAUCAUGAUGCUGGAAAACAUUUUGAAGAUGAGAAUCCAAACAAUGACUUAAGCCAUGCUAGUUUAAUAGAAAAUGAGAAACUUAUGUCACUUACAAGCUUAGAAGAUUCUUCUGAUGGUGAUAUUGAUGAUGAAGAGUUUUAUGAUGAUCAUUUGGAGGCUUAUUUUGAGAAACUGGCAAUUCCAGGAAUGAUAUAUGAAGACCAAGAAGGACAGAAACUUCCAGAAAAGAAUUUUAAGUUACCUAUAGGUGAUUCUAGUGAGGCAAACGAAAAUGGUAGUUUAAACUGUAAAUCUCAGUCAGAAAAUAACAGCUGUCUGAUUUCUCAUGUGUCACACUCUUCAAGAAAUUCUGAAACAACUCACAAAGAGUCUGAGGAAGGGCAUGAUUUUUGUCUACCUGGGAUCAGUAAUUCUAUAGGUAAUAGAAACAGUAGAAGGCAUGAUGGUGUGUUACCAUUUUCCUCUAAUACUUUGAGAAUUGAAAAAGAGAAAAAAAGUGCAGAAAGUUCGAAGGGUAGUGUUUUGCAUUGUGACAAAGAAAACAUAAGAGAAGAAGUUCUGGAGAAGACUAUUAGGGUUGCUAAUGCAAAACCUAAUGCUGAUUAUUUUCAUGACACAAAUGUCAGGAAAGAUGAUUUUGACUUGAUAAACCCUUUCAAGCUGAAGUCAGAGUCUCCUCAUCAAAAAUCUGAUCUACCACAGAGUGUGGUUUAUCAAGAUGAAGAAGGUAGUUGGGUCACUGACCUUGCCUAUUACACAUCCUUUAAUGAAGAGCAAGAUUUAAAUAUGCCUUUAACUGAUGAGAUGAAUGAAGACUUCAGAACUGGUUCUGAGGCAAUGGAUUUGAUUGCACAACAUGAAGAAGAAUUUAAUAAAGAGCACCAAUUCAUGCAGGAAGAAAAUAUAGAUGCCCAGAAUACUUCAUUUGCACUAGGGGAUGUGUCAUGGGGAACUUCAAUUAAUUACAAUUUGUUGAGGAAAGCACAUAGCACAUCAAAUUUGAACAAAGAUGAUGCCAGUUAUUUGCGUCUAUCUUUAGGAGAGUUCUUUGCUCAAAGAUCUGAAGCUCUUGGUUGCCUUGGUGGUGGUUACAAUGUGAAAAGACCAUCAUUUGGUUGUUUUAUUAAAUCACCAGAGAAGAGAGAACCUGUUGCUUUAAUAAGAAAAUCUGAUUUAUCAAGAAGUAAUUUGGAGAAUGAUACGGCUCAUCUUAACCAUGAUCUAUUUUCAGGAGAUUUAAAAGAACAAUCCAAGCCACAAUUAAGUGAAGGAUCAGUUACACUUCAGGCUGAAGAACUGGAGAGUAUUUCACAAGUAGAUGAAAAUGAUGUCACAUUAACUACCAAUGAAGGCAUAACAGAGGACACUUUUUUCUUGAACAACAAACCCCAAAGCUGCAAAGGCAAGCUUCCUGAGGGUGGAGAUUCUAUACUCAGGAUAAGCACGAUUGCUUCAGCUAUUGCAAAUGCAUCAGUGAGUGCUGAUUCUUCCCAACUUGCUGCUGUGAUUAAGGCACUUUCAAAUAAAACUAGAGAGAAGACUUUGCAGGAAGAUGAUAAACAAAAGGACUCUUCAGUUUUGUCUCAUUUCUUAUGUAAUGAUUCGGAAAGAAGUAAUGGAUCCAGUGUAUUUGAUAUGGAGAAAUACCUUAAAAAAACAGAAAUUAGUAGUUGCAAGAGUGGACUGGAGAAGAUUUCAAGAGCUGAUGUAUCUGAUAUUUGGAAAGAUUUAUCUUUACUAAAAGAAGGGAUGACAAAGGACAUCCAUACAGUGGACUUAGGUGCUUCUAGUAUAAGUAUAAGGGAAUCAGAAGAAAAUACAGUAGCUAUUUUUUAUGGUGAAAAUGGAAAGAGUGAAAACCAGGAAUCACUUAGAACAAUAAAUUCUUCCAAUUCAGUUCUUACUAGUAUAAGAGAGUGUGAGAGUACAGUGGUUGAUGUGAAGACACAUUCCAUUGGUGACAAAUUACCAGAUAUUGGUAACAGUGAAAAAGUUACCUCAAUAUCCAUUUCAACGUCUAAUAAUUACUCAUUAGUAAAGAGCCCCAGAGUAACAUCCCUUUGGCUGUCAGAAGAAUGUGAAGAAAUGCAAAACAAUAGAGGAAAACAGAGGCAAAAUGAAUAUGUUAGUGAAGCAAGUAACUGUGAAAAGCAUGUGACUUUUGGAAACCAUUUCUUAAUCCCCCCUAAAAAUGUUGAUUUGAAAAAUCCUCCUGAGCAUGGUGGACAUAAUUCAGAAGAUGACCAGGAUAGCUUCAGACCUUCCACUUCUCCACUGAGUCAUUCUUCUCCUAGUGAAAUUUCUGGAACAAGUUUGUCAGGGUGUGCUUUAGAAUUUUUUGGUUCAGCAGCUCAUUAUCAGGAGUCCCCCUGCAAGAAUGAGUUGUCUCAGUUGAUGGGUCCACAGGCUAGUGUGAGCAGGCUGACUUACAUGUCUGAACAAGAGAGCACCUGCCCCACCACAGCUUCAGAUCAUGUCCUUGAGGACUGCAAGAGUGAUAUCACCAGUGAGUUGAGCACCACAAUUAUUCGAGCCAGUCCAAUUCCAUCAGAGGAACAGGCUGUGGAAAAAUUGAGAGAAAAAGAUCCAUUUCAAAGUAAAGGAAAAGGAGCAUUAUCCUAUGUUAUUCAGAAAAAUUCAGGUACAGAAAAAGUGACUGAAACUACUUCUCUGAGUAGCAGACCUGAAGACAUAAAACCUGACUUUAGAUUUAAUAAAGAUCUUUCCUCUAAAAGUGGACAUCUGUUGGAAACCACUACAAGAAGUUUGACUAUGAACUCCAGUGAAUUGGACCAGAUUGGCCUGGGUCAUCUGACCAAGUCAGGUCUCAGCCACCCAGUUGUGUCAGCAAUGCCAUGCUUUCCUGUGCCACUCCAGGCAUCUGUGAAUGAAAUUGAGAGAGUAACUUCCGACGAUACAUCAACUACCAACAGUGCAUUGAGUGGCCAGGUGGUGCCUCAUCAGAUGACCUCUGGAAACCAGUGUGCCCCUAUUCCCAGCUCUGUGGUUUAUGGCUCUGCUCCUGAGAUGCAGAAUAUGCCCACUUCAUUUCCUACACUCUUGACUCGACAUUCUUUUACCACAGCUCCCUUUCCCUGGCAGUAUUUGGGAACACUACCUGCAGCUGGAAAUGUUGCUUUGCCUCAGUGCUAUGCCGACAGCACCACAAUCUGUGGGUUCUCAGGAAACUGUUCUUACCCUGCUGUCACUGGAGAGCAUGUUCAGAACUCUGUGGCCAUAGACAUUUGUCUAGGACAAAAUACUGGCUCUGGAUUGAUAGGUACCUCUUCUCUUUGUAACCCACCUUCUAAUACCGUACAUCAGAAUCUUCUUAAUACAGCAAAAUCUUUUCCAGUGCAGUCUUUUGGUACAAAUUGUGGAAUUGAACCAUGGGAUUCAGGAAUGAUGUCAGGAUUAGGGCAUGUAAGGGUACCUGAGGAGUUGAAGUUUCCUCACGCUUGCUGUGUUGGCAUUGCUUCACAAACCCACCUCAGUGUGCUCAACCCAACUGCCCACUGGUUGCAGGUCAGCAUUGGGGUUCUCAGUGUCAGUGUUAAUGGUGAAAAGGUGGAUCUUUUAGCAUACCCUUGUUUAGUUUUCAAGAAUAAAGUCAUCAUAAGACCUCAUGCCACAGAAGAGAUCAAAGUACUUUUCAUACCGUCUGAUCCUGGGAUUUUCAGAUGUAUUUUCAGUGUUGCUUCUUGGCCAUUUACAGUAGAUGCUGAGACAGCAGUGCAAGCAGAAGCCUUGGCAAGCAGGGUCAUUCUCACUGCUAUUGCCGAGACCCCUGUGAUUGAGGUAGAAACAGAAAAGAAAGAUGUUCUUGAUUUUGGUGACUUGACUUAUGGAGGCUGGAAAGCUCUCCCGUUAAAAUUGAUAAAUAAGACACAUGCCAUCGUGCCAAUCAGACUUACUAUUAAUGCUAAUGCCAUAGCCUGGCGCUGCUUCACAUUUUCCAGGGAACCCGUCCCUGUUCCUAUGAAAGCUCUUCCUUAUGCUGAUAUGAUUGCUUACCUGGCAGCUCCUUCUGUGAUCAAUCACAUGAUGCCUGCCAGUUAUGAUGGACAGGACCCAGAAUUUUUGAUUAUUUGGGUUCUUUUUCAUAGUCCAAUGAAGCAGAUCACUUCUUCAGAGAUUCUAGACUCAGCAGAAGAAUUCUUGGCAAGAGUCGAUAUAGAAGUUGAUAGCCCGAACCCUACACCAGUCAUUAAAAGUAUUAGUCUUCGAGCUAGAACAGGAAUAGCCAGGAUACAUGCUCCAAAAGACUUACAGACUAUGCAUUUGUUUGCCAGUGUGACUUCCUCAACAAAGCAGCACUUACCUUUGAAAAAUGCUGGGAAUAUUGACGUUUAUUUAGAUAUUAAGAUCCCAGAUCAAGGAAGUCACUUUUCAGUGGUUCCAGAGACUCUGUUCCUUAAACCUGGAGAAGAACGUGAAGUUAUCGUUUCAUUUACUCCAAAGGAUCCCAAAGCCUCUGAAGAAAGAAUCUUGAAAAUAUUCGUGCAUCCAUUUGGACCUCAGUAUGAAGUAGCGUUAAAAGGUGAAAUAGUUCCUUCAAGGAAUAAACCUCUGGCACCUGGAUCUUGCUGUUCAGAUAUUCCAUCAAUUUUAUCCAGCAAGCAGUUUUUGGCUUGGGGUGGUGUCCCUCUUGGUACAACACAGCUUCAGAAACUAGCUUUAAGAAAUAAUUCCACGACUACAAUCCAACACUUACGACUGCUAAUUAGAGGACAAGAUCAGGACUCCUUUCAGCUUCAACACACUUUUGGUUCAGAAGAGCGAUUAACUAGUAACUGUGAGAUCAAAAUUCGUCCAAAAGAAGAUAUUAACAUCUUUGUACUAUUUUCACCUACUCGAUUAUCUUCCAUGUUAGCUAAACUAGAAAUUAAACAACUUGGAAUUCGAUCACAGCCGGGUAUUAAGUUUGCGAUACCUUUGUCUGGAUAUGGAGGAACAAGUAAUGUUAUUUUGGAAGGUGUUAAAAAAUUAUCUGACAGUUACAUGGUAACAAUGAAUGACUUAAUACCUGGCAAGGAGAGUAGAAUUGUUUUUUCUGUUUGUAACACCGGCUCUCGUGCAGCUUUUGUUAAAGCUGUAGGUUUUAUGGAUUCUCAGAAAAAAGUUUUCCUGGAUCCUAAAAUAUUAAGGAUUUUUCCAGAUAAAUUUGUGCUUAAGGAAAAAACACAAGAAGUUGUUACCAUAAUAUAUAAUCCACCAGACAGUGAUAGCAAUCACAAAAUCGCAACAGAACUGUCCACUAUAUACUUCUUUGGCGGAGAUGAAAUUUCACGACAACAAUAUCGAAGGGCUCUUUUGCAUACACCAGGGAUUGUAGAACACAUAUUUCCAGAGCAUAGUAUGCUUCAAAGCAUUGACUUUGCUGAAGGAUUUCAAGAUGAGCUGCUAGUAACUGAAGUGUAUGAUCUUCCCCAACAGCCUAAUGAUGUUCAACUCUUUUAUGGAAACAUGAGUAAAAUUACACUUUCAAUAAUUGGAGAAUUCAGAGAUUCCAGUUCUAGGAGAGAAUGUCUUCAGCCUUCUUCCAAAGCUAACUUAGAAUCAAAAAGCGAAUUUGACAGUCUUGGGAAACAUGAUGGCAAUGUUUCUUUGGAUGUUUUACCAGUUAAAGGUCCUCAAAGUUCUCCACUUUCUCAAGUUGUUCACCCACCUCAAGAUAAAUCAUCCUCUGAGGAAAUGUGGACCGUUCAACCAGAACACUUGAUUUUGGUAGCUCCUUCUACUUGUGAACUGGCAAAAACUGGACGUUUCCAGAUUCUAAAUAAUUCUGUUAGGUUAUUGAAAUUUGAGCUGUACUGGCCAGCACAUUGCCUUACAGUAACACCACAAUAUGGAUUUAUUCAGCCUGAGAGUAAGCUACAAAUUCUUGUGAGUCCUAAUUCCUCCUUAUCCACAAAACAUUCAGUGUUCCCAUGGAGCGGUUUGAUCUAUAUACACUGUGACAAUGGACAGAAGAAAAUAGUUAAAGUUCAAAUUCGAGAAGAAUUGACUCAAGAACUUUUCAAUCGCUUGGCCUCCAGCUCAUUUGGAAUUCCUUCAGUAACUGAGCCUUUAAUUAGUCAUCUGGUAAAACCAAUGACAAAACCACCUUCUACAAAAGUUGAGAUAAGAAAUAAGACUGUAACUUUUCCUACAACAGAACCUGGUGAAACUUCAGAAAAUUUUCUGGAGCUUGAAAAUCAUGGUAACACAGAAGUGAAGUGGUAUCUGUCAUCUUUAGCUCCACCUUAUGUCAAGGGAGUUGAUGAAAGUGGAGAUGUUUUUCGAGCUACCUAUGCAGCAUUCAGAUGUUCUCCUAUUUCUGGUAUAAUGGAAAGCCAUGGAAUCCAAAAGGUCUCCAUCACAUUUUUGCCCAGAGAUAAAGGAGAUUAUGCCCAGUUUUGGGAUGUUGAAUGUCAUUCCCUUAAAGAGCCUCACAGGAAACAUACCUUGAGAUUUCAGCUCUCUGGACAGAGUAUCAAAGCAGAAAAUGAGCCUGAAAAUUUAUGCAUUUCUACAAAUACUCUUAUUAAAAUAGACAGUUUAGUAAAGUCCCGAAGACAAGCCAUAUCAGAAGCUUCUGCUGUCAUACCUGGCAGACAGCUUGAUUUGACCCACCGUGGAGUUUAUGCCCCAGAAGAUGUGUAUUGGUUUUUACCGACUAGAGUUGGGGAAUCAAGGACAUUAAAAGUCAAUUUGCGAAAUAAUUCUUUUAUUACACACUUGCUGAAGUUUUUAAGUCCCAGAGAGCCUUUCUACGUCAAACAUUCAAAAUAUUCUUUGAGAGCCCAGCAUUACAUCAACAUGCCAGUGCAGUUCAAACCAAAGUUGGUGGGCACAUUUGAAGCUUCACUUGUUAUUCAAACAGACGAAGGCAAGAGUAUAGCUAUUCGACUAAUUGGUGAAGCUCUUGAAAAAAAUUAACUCUAAUACAUUUUGUCUAAAGUAAAUGGUAUAAGUUAUAUUUUGGUAACUUCAUUUUUCUACACUACAAUUUUAUUCUUGUAUAUAUUUUAUAUAAUAAAUAUGUAAGCAGUAGGUAUUUUUUUGUUGUUUUGAGAAGUUAAUACUAAAGACCUGACUAAAAUAUCAUGUAUGUAGCCUACAUUAUUGUGCUUAAUUUUUACAGGGGAAAACAAAAGAGUUUUAUUUUUGCAUUGAUUAUGAUAUUAUGAGUAAAUAUGCUAUACCGUUUAAUGUGGUAUAUCCAGAAAUAAAGUUAAUUAUCACUGAACUUGUUUUUUUAUAUGAUAUCAUACAAAAAUGAAAGUAUAGCUUUAUUGUAAUUACUUCCAAGCUCUUGAAUCUGUUUUGUGAUUUUUCUCUUCCAGUACAUAGUUUCCUCUCCUCUAAUAAAUUCCUUCUCUAUUCCUUCUGUCCUUUAGUUGAUUGUCCAAAGUAGAAAGGAAAGGUUACUUUUUUUUAUGAUUCACAAUUCAAUCAUUUCUUUUAAAGAUUUUAUUUAUCUUCAGAGGGGAAGGGAAGAAGAGAGAGAGAGAGAAAUAUCAAUGCGUGGUUGCUUCUUGUGCAUCCCCUGCUGGGAAUUGGCCUGCAACCCAAGCAUGUGCCCUGAUUGGGAAUCGAACCGCAAUCUUUUGGUUCACAGGCCCACACUCAAUCCACUGAGCUACACUAGCCAGGGCGAAAUGUUACUUUUUAAAAUUUUUUUCUCUAUAGUAGGAAAACUCUUUAUAUGCAAAUACAUUGGAGAGGUUAAUGUAUUCUAAGAUAGCAUUUAUUGUAAGUAAAGCCAGAGGAGAUAACUGCUCCAUAAUCUGGCAUAGACAGGCACUCUGCAGGCACCAGUGCAAUCAGGAUAGCAAAGCUUUUCUGUUGUGACAUCUUGCACUGUGACAAGUUGUGAGAUAGAGAAGGUGAUGUGGUUACCUGGUUUUAAUAAUCAUGUUUCUCCUAUCCAGGAGGAACAUGAUUAUUAACUGCUUUCCAACCUUACUAGUAAGUCUCCUGAUAAAGAUUUCUGAACCUCAGCUAAUAUCCUUCCUUUUGGUGCAACAAAAUCCCAGAUUGUGAACAUUUGUGUGGUGGAGUGGGGUUGAUCACCCCACCACACAAAUAUUCACAAAUGGCUUAUAUAUUGGUGGAGCAGAAAGACUACGUACGGAUUAUAUAAAAACCUGCCUUAGAUGACCUAAAAGCAGUAGUAAUUUAGAACCAAUGAUUGUGAGCUGAAGACAGAAAAACAGAUCCCUUCUUUUUUCUUGCACUUUUUUUUUCUUUUUUUUUAAAUUGUUGUUCUAGUAUAGCUUCCCAACUAUUUCCCUUUUUGUUCUUCCCUGCUCUCCCCUAUUUCCACAAUCAACCUCUACCCUGUUGUUCAUGUCCAUGGAUCAUUUAUACUUGUUUGUUGAUUAGACCCUUCCCCAUCUUCCCCCCAACUUCAUUUUUCUCUUGCUUGGAAACCCAAUUUGUGAAAACAAUUUUUACAAGUUAAACAGUUGUUGGUUUCACUGAUAUUAACCUACUCCAAAUCUAGAUGUUUUAUAUCAAUUCUGAGAGGCCUUCAUGUUUGUGCAUUUAUUUGAUAAUAGUCAUACUCAAAAUUAAAACAGGU
Molecule: messenger RNA, 9675 nt
Organism: Artibeus jamaicensis (Jamaican fruit-eating bat)
Lineage: Eukaryota; Metazoa; Chordata; Mammalia; Chiroptera; Phyllostomidae
Gene: CEP192
Product: centrosomal protein 192
Exons: 46
Coding region: 579-8027 (2482 amino acids)
Biological process (GO): protein localization to centrosome; mitotic spindle assembly; centriole replication
Cellular component (GO): pericentriolar material; cytoplasm; centriole
Molecular function (GO): protein kinase binding
Source: RefSeq, a predicted model, not a curated record